Messenger RNA from Nannochloropsis gaditana CCMP526, 862 nucleotides. Its product is annotated as augmenter of liver regeneration. Gene Ontology annotation, cellular component: mitochondrion. The transcript has a single exon. The record is from RefSeq and is a predicted model, not a curated record. Gene Ontology annotation, molecular function: flavin adenine dinucleotide binding; flavin-dependent sulfhydryl oxidase activity. The annotation marks the transcript as partial.
UGAAAAUAGUAUUGCUGCAGGCCCUAACGUCCAGCUCAGCCAUGCCCCCCCCUACUCCGCCACCUCGAAUUGACAACCCUUUAGCGGCCGUGGAAGAGGAAUGUGAGCAUGCUGCCUGUAAAUCCAUGCUCGAUUUGCUAAAAAGUGCCGCCGGUAUGUCGAAAUCUGGUGCUACUUCCUCGUCUUCACCCUCCCUGGCCUCGUCCACCCCUUCAGCUGCCUCCUCUGACGAGGCAGCUUGGCGGAAAAACCAUUGUCCACUCGACAAAGACACGUUGGGCGACAUGACAUGGGGUGUGCUUCAUUCUACCGCAGCGUAUUAUCCCGAGUCUCCCACACCUCAGGAGCAGUCUUUGGCUGCGGGCCUCGUCCAUGGAAUUGCAGGUCUGUACCCGUGCACAUACUGCCGGACAGAUUUCGAGGAAUGCAUCCAAGCACUCCCUCCCCGGGUGGAGAGCCGCGAAGCCUUCUCAGUUUGGGUUUGCAAGCAACACAACCUCGUGAACGAGAAACUGGGAAAACCCGUCUUUCCCUGUGACUUGAAGAGUUUAGAUCGACGGUGGAAGACCGGGGAGCCGCGGUGCUGGGGAGAAAAGGGAGGAGAGGAUAACAACCACAGACAAGCGGGGGCGGACUUGACUCCUGCAGGGGCACAUACAAAACAACAAGAGCACAUACCCUCUGCGCCAUCCCCGUUGACCAGAAGGAAAAGCAAAUUUUAUAUCAUCGAACCUGGGGUGGGGAAGAAAAAAACGGGCCCCUAGAGGGUCUCUCAUGGAACUCAACGUGUUUCAGAGUGUAUGGUAGAAGAAUGCAGCUUGUAAUCAAAGCAUAUAGUGCAAGAAAUAAGUAGAAGACAGAA